AUUCCCUUCUUCACUUUCUUCUCUUAAACCUUCACUUACUGCAAACACAAAACACCAUUAAAACUUUUCUCCAAACUUAGAAUUCAAAAUCACUGAUUCCUCCUCCUCUCAUUCAUCUAUUUACCAAGUUAUCUCACAAUUCUCCUCUUAGAAUCACCAUAUUUUUAAAAAAUUUGGCGGUUAUCAAUCAUGUCUUCGAUGCUAUGCGAAGGAUUACAAUCAUGCUUUGAACCACGGUUCGUCGAACCACAAAUCAAAAUGGCUCCACUCAGCAAGCCAUUUUUCUUCGAAUUGGCUACUGCUACUACUACGAGUGUAAAAACUGUCACCACCCAAGAACUUCGCAACAAAAACAAUGAGGAUGUCGAGUGCAACACUAGAAAAACCAAAUGUGGAUGGAGCUUAAUCGAAUCACUUACAGAUUCUUCAUCGCAAACUCUUAAGAAUGACGUCAAAGAAAAAGAUCAAACUCCAUAUGUACACCCUCUUGUCAAGCGAUAUUCAUCAAGGCUAAGUGACAAAAGCUUGGAUUUAUGUACCGAGAGUUUGGGUUCCGAAAGUGGCAGUGAUAUUGGCGAGGACACUGAUUUUUACUACUCUUCUUCAUCCGAUUCCGAGAGUGAAAAGUCAGUGACACAAAAAGUAAGACACAGUUGGGCUACUGUUAGUAGUAAUAAAAGGGUGAACAAUUCUGGUUCAUUUCCACCCCCUUUAACUUCCAUAAGCGGUUCCAAUUCUGUCCAAGUUAGAAGUCAUCGCGAAAAUGGCCGGUUGGUCAUUAAAACUGUUGCUGCACCACGUCCACAAACUUACUUUGAAGCCGAAAGACGCGAUGGACGUCUUACGCUCCGUUUUACCAAAGAAUUUAUGUCCACCGUUGAAGAACCCGAGCUCGAAGAAGAAGAAAUUUACGAGCAAGAAAUUCAGAAAGAAGAAGAAGUGGUGGUGGAAGAAAAAAAUGGACAAGAAGAGAAAAAAGAAGAAGUAGAAAUUGAAAACGAUUUUGAUUUCGAUUUUGAUUUCGAAGAGGAGAUGGAUGGAAAUAGGUACAAUAUUAGGGGUGAAAUGGGAACGGAAAAAUUUCAUCGCAGGCCAAGGAGCUGCAAAGAAUGCAGACAAGGAAAGAAUGGUUUAUUAACUUGGGAACCUUUUUGGGUAGCCACUUAAAAUGACUACCUUUUUGUCAAUUAAUCUUUUUGUCACUACUACUAAUUUUUUUUCUUUCACUUUUUUACCCUCUUCUAACUUUUUCUUUCGGGGGUUUAAUAAUUUCAAAUUUUCACCGCUUGGUUGUAGUACUAGUACCAUUUGCUAAUGGUAGUUAUUAUGGUUAUUGGAAAAAUAUUUUUACUCA
This is a messenger RNA of Papaver somniferum (opium poppy), 1354 nucleotides long. Its product is annotated as protein FANTASTIC FOUR 1-like. The record is from RefSeq and is a predicted model, not a curated record. The coding region runs from base 190 to 1167 and encodes 325 amino acids. NCBI's taxonomy places the organism in Eukaryota, Viridiplantae, Streptophyta, Magnoliopsida, Ranunculales, Papaveraceae. The transcript has a single exon.